This is a messenger RNA of Cornus florida, 1351 nucleotides long. RefSeq lists its product as uncharacterized. The transcript has 3 exons. The coding region runs from base 16 to 1131 and encodes 371 amino acids. NCBI's taxonomy places the organism in Eukaryota, Viridiplantae, Streptophyta, Magnoliopsida, Cornales, Cornaceae. The record is from RefSeq and is a predicted model, not a curated record. Gene Ontology annotation, biological process: transcription by RNA polymerase III. Gene Ontology annotation, cellular component: RNA polymerase III complex.
GUCCAUCCCAAAAUAAUGGCCCGAACCAAAAAUAGCCCAUGGAUGAUGAGCCACCAAAAAACAAAAGAAAUUUUAGGGCGAAUCAUUUCAGUCUCCCCAAUCGCCUCCAUCAAAUCCCACCCAUAUCUUUCAGUUUCCAUCGCCCGCUGUUUCGCCGCUCGCAAGCUUCAGAAAUCGUUCGUAGAAGUUUUUUGCCGGAGAUCAAACGUUGAACAGCGAAAACUGAAGACGAGAUCACAGAGAUUCAAGAAUUUCGAAGAGCAUCAUCAGAUUCAUCACCGAAGAAGAGCUCGAGUCCAAGCUAGGUUUCGAUCUCUUCACCAAAGGCAAAAGAACGCUUCGAUUGGCUGCUCACGCUCGCGUCGCAGGACACUCUUCUUAGGAUCUCGUGAGAUUAUUUGCCUUGAGCAUGAAUCAAAUCAUUGCAUAUUGAGAAUGAGCCGAUCACUAGCAACCUUUAAAAGGAAAAGAGAAGACUCAGGUUCUGCUCAGACACCUGAGGGUAAAAUAUUAAAUCUGAUAAAAGGUAAAGAAGAUAUGGGAAUCUGGAAAGGAGACUUGAAACGAGAAACAAAUCUCCCUGAUAAAGAGGUUGAUAAAGUGGUGAAGUUGCUCCUUGCCCAGAAACUGAUAAAAGAGGUGGUGAACAUCCAAAGCAAGGGGAGAAAGCUCUAUAUGGCAACAGAGUUCGAACCGUCAAAGGAUGUAACUGGUGGUGCAUGGUAUGUUGGGGGGAAUCUUGAUACAACUUUCAUUGGUGUUCUUAAAAAAGCAUGCGAAGGAAUCAUACGCAAGUUGAAAGUUGCGACACUAGAGGCAAUCACUGACUUCUUCAAGAAGAAUAGAAUCACCAAGGAUGAAUGCACGCCACAACAAAUUGCGCAGAUACUUAGGUCUAUGGUUUUGGAUAAUGAGAUUAUUGAGGUGAAGAGCACUGGAUUAGGAGAAUAUGCUUCUAUUCCGAUGGGAACAGUUUGUUAUAGGAGUGCAACUGGGCAAGGCCCAAAAACAGGGGCCAUGGCUUCAAUUCCAUGUGGGGUUUGUCCCAGGAUUACUCAGUGCUCACCUGAUGGCCUCAUCUCCCCGCAGACUUGUGUCUACUUCACGAAAUGGUUGGAUAUUGAAUUUUGAAUAGUUUUAAUUAAUUAACUUCCUAAUUCUUAAUACUACCAUCAGAAAUCAUACGAUCCUCGAGUAUCCGCUUCGGUGCAUGUUAUGACAGAAUUCACUGCAUUCCUUGUCAUGCUAUGGUACAAUCUCAAUCAUGGCUUGUAAUAAUAAUAAAUAAACUGAAAAUUCAAAAAGACUAACAAAACGAUCUACAGUCUUCAAAAGUUCAUAAAUUUAAACA